This is a messenger RNA of [Candida] anglica, 1830 nucleotides long. NCBI's taxonomy places the organism in Eukaryota, Fungi, Ascomycota, Pichiomycetes, Serinales, Debaryomycetaceae. The record is from the annotation of a GenBank genome assembly.
UCUUGAGAGCCUUAUUGACCCCAGUCAAGUUGCUAUUACCAUCAUUAUUCUGAUUUGAGUUUCUUGUGUACUUCUCAUUGCUAUAGAGGAAGAAGAAGAGAAAGUAGUAGUUUAUCCACUACUCACCAGAUAAAGCUAAGAGAUCAGAAAAAAAUAAGAAGAACAAAAAAGCAUACACAGAUCUAGAACACCAUGCCCAAGUCUAUUAUACCCCUAGUCGAGUUCUUGAAGAAUCGAAUCUAUCUCGGUGCUUAUGAUUACACACCAACUGAUACACAAGAUUUGGUUUAUUUCACGGUGGAGGAAGCACUCCCCUUUAAUGCAUUCCAUUUGGAUUUCGGUCCUUUACAUAUCGGUCAUUUAUAUCGUUUUGCAGUAGUUUUACAUAACAUUUUGAACGAAGAAUCUAACCAUGGUAAGGCUAUCGUGUUGUACAGUACCACAUCACCCAAGGAAAGAGCUAACGCUGCAUGUUUGCUUUGUUGCUACAUGAUUCUUGUUCAAUCAUGGCUGCCUCAUCAAGUGUUACAACCUAUUUCUCAAAUUGAUCCUCCACUUCAAAGUUUUAGAGAUGCUGGAUACUCUAAUGCUGAUUUUGAAAUUACCAUUCAAGACGUAGUCUAUGGGAUGUGGAGAGCCAAGGAAAGAGGAAUGGUUGACUUAACAAGCUUCAAUUUGGAAGAAUAUGAACAAUAUGAAAGAGUUGAUCAAGGAGAUUUCAAUGUUAUCUCCAAAGAUUUUAUAGCAUUUGCAUCUCCACAACAAUCAAGAAAAUCUGGUAACGUUUUGAAUGAACCAUUUAAAAAGGUUCUUAAUUAUUUUAUUGCUAAUGAUGUUCAACUUGUGGUUAGAUUAAAUUCUCAUUUAUAUGAUGCCCAAGAAUUUACCAAGAGAGGAAUUCAACAUAUCGAUAUGAUAUUUGAUGAUGGGACAUGUCCAACGUUGGAAUACGUUCAUAAGUUCAUUGGAGCUGCUGAAUGUGUUAUUAAUAAAGGAGGUAAGAUUGCCGUACAUUGUAAGGCAGGAUUGGGGAGAACUGGAUGUUUAAUUGGAGCACAUUUAAUCUAUACCCAUGGAUUUACUGCUAAUGAAUGUAUUGGAUAUAUGAGAAUGGUACGUCCAGGAAUGGUUGUUGGACCACAGCAACAUUGGUUAUAUUUACAUCAAAAUGAUUUCAGAGAUUGGAGACAUACCAUGUGUUUGGACAAUCGUCCAGAUGAAUUUAUUGGAGGAUUAUAUUCUCUUACUCUGUAUGAAGAAUUUAAACAUAGAUUAAAGCAAGAAGCCAAACAAAGGAAAUUACAACAUAGUCAACAAGUGAAUUCAUCGCUUAGUCAUCUUGAUCUGUCAUUCCAAACCCCAAUUAGAAGGAGAAAGAUUAGUGGAGCAUUAGCUGCCAAGAUUCAAACAGCCGUACCAAAUGAAUCUCCAGGUCAACCAAGAAAAUAUAAUGAACGAGAUGACGAUGAACCAGUGAAUCCAACCAAUUCUGAGAUUCAUAAUAAUAGUGAUGAAGAAAAGGAAACCAGAUAUGAUGGAUCAGUAGAGAUUCAAAGUCCUCCACGCAGGAAUGAAUCUAAUACUGGAAGUGAUUGGAAAGUAUUAAGAUCAAUAUCUGUGAACAAUGGGAUUCUGGUAACAAAGAGUCGUACCACUAGCAAUUCAUAUACAUCACCCAUGAAUUCUCCACAUGGGAGUAUAAAGCUUCCCAAGUCAAGAUCAAGUUCAUCGAGAGUGGCGUCAUCGGGAGGGAUUCAACCCAAGGCGGGGCAUUUGCACAAAUCACCAGUUGGUAAGAAGAUAGCCAGUGGGACUGGGCGGAAAAUAUAG